This is a messenger RNA of Anisakis simplex (herring worm), 2115 nucleotides long. NCBI's taxonomy places the organism in Eukaryota, Metazoa, Nematoda, Chromadorea, Rhabditida, Anisakidae. The record is from the annotation of a GenBank genome assembly.
AGAUAUAAUACACACGAAUAUCAAGGUGAUUUGGGAGGUGCAGCUGAUGCAAUUCUCUAUCAUUCAUUCAACUUUAGCAAUCUACCGUACGUUUACAGGAGAAUCAUGAUCUUAGGCGUGUUUCUGGAAUGGACGCACGACAAGAUCUCGCUGAAUGAGCGUGCCGUUUCUUAUGCUAUCACACAGCUACGAACUUCAUCGCAUAUCGACAUUGAUAAAUGCUUCUUAGCUAGCUGUCGGUUGUCUCUUGCAGCUGAUCACUUCAUCAGAAAAACGUUGCACAGUGCUCAUGCAAUCAGAUUUUUUCCACCUAUCGCACACAAUUCAUUGAUGGAGUUCGGUCGAAAAAUUGAAUUGGCAAUGUCAAUGCGCAAUCUUGAACUUUGGCGUCAUUUUCCAUCGCAUUCACCAUUCGAGAGUUUUGGUGACGAACUUCGACAAAUUAUUCAUGAUGAAGUCGUCAUAUGGAUAGAAGAGCAAUAUGAGUUAGACUUGCCCAAAAGUGUUCGUUCGAUCAGUUAUUCUUUAUCGCUCUUAGCAGAACCGUAUAUCAGCUUCUUUCCUGACAAAUCCAAGGAACAAAAAAGUUUAAGGACAAUGUGUCGAAAUCUGACACUUCGUGCAUUAGAUGAAGACAACGAUACUACUUACGACGAGCGCGUAUUGCCAUCUUGCGUUAAUUUCUUGGCCGUUCAUAAGGCACUCUACGAGGACUUCUCACGUCUGCAACUACGAAACACUAGCACUGCAUUGAUGUGCGUUCUCAAAAUCGCUCUUACGGUGGCCGACGAUUUGCUCUUAUAUGCUAAACAAAUGAAAGCCGAAAAUCACAGAUUUGACUCGAAUAAGAGGAUGUUAGCAGCUAAUAGCAUCGACCACAUAUGUAAAUUCGUACAAAAUAAUACGAGUAGACUGCUCGGUAUUGAUGCACUUCUAAUGUCUUUACCUGAAGCCGAAUCAUAUCAAGCAAAUUCAACUUUACAUCAAAUCUUAUCGAACACUGUUGAGCAGUGUAAGAGUGUUUCUAUUUGGAUUGUGACAAGCUUGUGUGAAGAACGCUCUGAAACAAUCGCAAAGCAUUGCCAUUCGAUAACACAAGUUGGUACCAAAAGACGCAAAAAUCUUUGUGAUUAUGAGAUGAUUCGGCGGAUAGUUCAAGCGGAUGAAAUAAAUUCGAGCACAUCGGUACUCAUGAAUGCACUCUAUCUGAAUUCAUCUUCCACCAAAGAACUCAUUCAACAAUAUUACACACAACUCGCCGACAGAAGUGACAGCACUUCUUUGCAAACCUCAAUGCCACACAUUCGAAUAAGAAUCGGUUAUGUUCCAACAACAAAUCAACGCGUCAUUAUACAAAUUGACGUAUUGGGUGCAUCCAACUUACCGAUUCUCGAUCAUCUUGCAAAGACAUGCGAUGCAUACUGUCGCAUUGAAGUAUUACCGCAUAUAAUAUUUCCACUGGAACAAUUUCAAGCUCAAACGACAAUGAUCCAGAAAGAAACGCAUAAUCCAACUUGGGAUGAACAUUUUCAGUUAAUGGUGAAUGAAGAUUGCUUCUAUAUGAACGGUUCAGUGCUAUGUUUGAGCGUUUUGGAACAUGAAGUGCUAGGCUAUAACGAUCUUGUUGGACAAGGUUUCGUGCAACUCUCGCGAAUACCGCGCCUCAUAUCAUUUUCUAAAAAGCACCGUGCUGCGAUCACUCGUCUUCCUUUGUUGCUGCCUACAAAGGAGCAGUUUAUUGGACCAUUUCAGGUGCUCGUUGAACGAAGUGCAAAAGACGUGACAGCAAAAGCAAUGUGUGACUAUGAGCGCUAUUUACAUGACUAUCACAUGCUUCCACCGUAUGCGGAUCGCAGUAAUACCACCAGAAUCUUGCGAAGACGAUCAACAUUUAAAAAACUGAUGAUGCAUGCACAUAUCAGACGUUCUGCUACCACCAUUUUAACCUCGUCAUCUUAGGGCCUGACAGAAAAAAAAUUGAUUCGAAUUUAUUUAGUUGGUAGUUGUAUUUAUGAGUUCAACCAAAAGCUGUUUUAGUUGAGAUCAAUGCAUGAUUACAACCAGCACUGUGCUCAUUGUAAAAGUGUGCACCAUUUUAAAGUAAAUAGUUAUUUA